AUGACGCCAGCUCCAGUGUCCGGAAAGUAUUUCAUUCCGCAUCACCCGAUUAUUAAACAAAUUGGUGAUCAAAUUAAACUCCGAGUGGUUUUUGAUGCUUCGGCUAGGGCACCUGGGGGUUGUUCACUAAAUGAUUGCCUCAUGUCUGGACCUAAACUGCAGUCCGAUAUAACGGAUGUAUUACUUAACUUUCGCCUGUACCAGCACGUCUUCGUAGCUGAUAUUUGCAAGAUGUAUCGCCAAGUGCUAAUCCAACCCGAACACCGACAGUACCAGCACAUAUUAUGGCGUGACGUUUCGACUGAUCAACUCCGUGAAUAUCAGUUAAAUACGGUUACUUAUGGAGUCAAUGCUGCACCAUACUUGGCCAUACGUGUAUUACAUCAAAUAGCCAGCGACGAUGCUAAAGGAUAUCCCAGAGUCCAACAUGCUCUGCGUCGUCAAACAUACGUGGACGACUUAUGUGUGGGAGCGGACACUAUGGAAGCUUUGAUUAGUCUUCAAGAGGAGGUAAGAACUGUUCUUGCUAAAUGUGGUAUGGAAUUGAAGAAGUGGUGCAGCAACACACAGUCUAUUCUUGAUCACGUAUCUGUUGAGGAUAGAGCACAACAGUCGUUGCAGUUCGAGGUAAAUAAGGAUUCAAUCAUUAAGGUCCUGGGAUUAGUAUGGAAUGCUAUGGAUGACCAUUUCAGCUUCAACGUGUUACUCGACUCUCGCAUUUUUAUCAAGCGUGGCGUACUUUCGGUUAUAGCUCGUAUUUUUGACCCACUAGGAUUGCUAGCUCCAGUAAUUUUUACUGCUAAGUGUCUUAUGCAAGAAAUCUGGCGAUCUACCACAACGUGGGAUGAUCCAUUGCCUGAGAGAAUCAUGACAAUAUGGACUAAGUUUAUUGAUCAAUUACCACGACUGUCAGAAUUGAGCAUACCACGUUUUAUUGGUACUAAAACUAGCAGCAAGGUCCAGUUGUGUGGGUUCUGCGAUGCGUCCAACAAAGGAUAUGCAGCAUUGGUAUAUUUACGGUUUCUGGCCACAGAUGGUACUAUGACUAUACAUCUACUGGGCGGUAAGACAAAGGUAGCACCUAUAAAGACUAUGACCAUUCCUAGAUUGGAGUUGUCUGCUAUGUUGUUGUUGGCCAAAUGGUUGCGCAAAAUAGAAAACCAGCUAAGUCCUACAGUAUCUGUGUCAGACGUAUGGGGUUGGUCGGAUUCCACGGUAGCCCUAUCGUGGGUGGCGUCAGCUCAGGUAUCUUUCAAGGCUUUUGUGACAAACCGUGUGGUUCUUAUCCGCCAGCUACUGCCGAGUUGUCAGUGGCGUUAUGUACGGACUGACAUCAAUCCGGCAGAUUGCGCCUCUAGGGGAUUAAUGCCUGCUGAAUUGGCUGCGCAUAAACUGUACUGGCAGGGUCCGUCCUUUUUGUACCACGCGAUUGACACCUGGCCUCAAGAAUUUAAAGUCAUCUCAGAAUCCGAGAUGCCGGAAGUUCAACAAGUGUCGAUAUUGGUAUCGACACAAAGUGCAUCCUCUUCGGACUUCUUAACCGGACGGUUUUCUAAUUACGGUAGAAUGCUCCGGGUGGUUGCUCGGAUACGACGUUGGUUAAAGUACAGACGCCAUGAACCUGUCUGUUCGGUCUCCCUAUCAAUUUUGGAAUUGAGAGACGCGCUCACUGCUAUCACUCGUUAUGUACAACGAAAAACCAUGUCAGAUCUUAUUGUCGAGUUACAAAACAGGAGACCUGUUUCAUCAAAGGUGUUUUCACGUUUGAUGCCGUUUAUAGAUGAUAACGGGAUAGUAUGCGUAGGAGGGCGUCUACAAAAUGCUGACCUUCAUGAACAUCAAAAACACCCUAUUCUGCUCACCCGGGAUUGUCAUUUGGCUAUGCUUUUGUGUCAGCAUUGGCAUCGCGUCACUUGUCACUCUGGACCCCGACUUAUUGUCAGCCUUAUUGUGCGCCAUUUCUGGAUCAUAUCUGUUCGUGUACUCGUGCGUCGAGUGGCGACCAUGUGUAGUACAUGUGUACGUUUAGCUGCCGUUAAUCCUCAGCCACUGAUGGCUGACCUGCCUACUUCUCGUGUUCAGCAGUGUCGUGUGUUCCAACGUGUAGGAAUUGAUUAUGCCGGCCCUUUCUCCUUCAAAGAAACGUCUCUCCGAAAGUCCAGAGUUUAUAAGGGAUAUGUGGCAAUAUUUGUCUGCUUUGCUGUUAAAGCCACUCAUUUAGAAGUAGUGUCCAGUUUGUCUACGGAGGCAUUUCUGGCUACCUUAGAUCGAUUUGUAGCAAGACGGGGUAUUCCCACAGACAUUCAUUCAGAUUGUGGUACAAAUUUUAUCGGAGCAGCUAAUGUUUUACGGUCACUCAUCCAGACUGAGGAUGCACGGGAGCGAAUUGAAGCGUCAAUACCCGCUCAUUGGCAUUUCAACCCCCCAUCUGCGCCCCACUUCGGUGGACUUUGGGAGGCGGCAGUCCGUGCCAUGAAGGCACGACUAACGCGGGUACUAUGUAACCAUAUACCCACGUAUGAAGAAUUUACUACUCUAAUUACCCGGGUUGAGGCUGUACUGAAUUCUCGACCAUUAACCCCUAUGUCUGCAGACCCUCAAGAUUUAGACUACCUAACACCCGGACAUUUUUUAAUUGGCCAACCUCUCCUAGCCAUUCCAUACCCUCCCACACCAGAGAUCUCAAAAAAUCAACUCCAACGAUGGAAAUUAUUUGAGAAUUGCCAACAGAGUUUUUGGAAGCUGUGGUCUCAGGACUAUCUACAUACAUUACAACAACGGUCGAAGUGGACCAAAGAACAACCCAACAUCGCGGUAGGAGAUAUGGUUGUGAUAAAAGAGAACAAUACAAGUCCGUUAGUAUGGAGGUUAGGUAGGGUGACGGGUGUUAUUCUUGGCAAGGAUAAAAUUGCGCGCGNACAAAUUAAUGUUUCAGCAAAGGAACAAGGGUCUGUCGCCACUGAUGACUGCAUAAAAAACUCAUUAGGUAAUCUAAUCGUACUUCCAAAUACAAUUUCUGCAGGUGUUAAACCUAGAUCUUCUUUAAUCACUGAUCUAAGGCCCAUAAGAACUGAGGGGAGUACAUCUGUCCAGUGCUCAGUUUCGUAA
Molecule: messenger RNA, 3108 nt
Organism: Daktulosphaira vitifoliae (grape phylloxera)
Lineage: Eukaryota; Metazoa; Arthropoda; Insecta; Hemiptera; Phylloxeridae
Exons: 1
Coding region: 1-3108 (1035 amino acids)
Biological process (GO): DNA integration
Molecular function (GO): nucleic acid binding
Source: RefSeq, a predicted model, not a curated record